ACAGCUGGGAGCAGAGUCCUGGUCACCAGAUGCAUGAGGAUAAAAACACAGGUACACAUCUGCAUCUUAAUGGUUGCAUACGUGACAAAUGAUUACAGGUGUUCGGAAUGUCCCAGAAGAGUAUAAAAUCAGCGAGGGGCUGACUGGAACUUUCCAUAAGUGAGAUGAGUCAGAAAAUGGCCAAGGAGGGCCCCAGGCUCUCUAAGAACCAGAAGUUCUCGGAGCACUUCAGCAUCCACUGUUGCCCACCCUUCACUUUUCUCAACUCCAAGCGUGAGAUCGUGGACCGCAAGUACAGCAUCUGCAAGAGCGGUUGCUUCUACCAGAAGAAAGAGGAGGACUGGAUCUGCUGUGCCUGCCAGAAGACCAGCUCCUGCCAGCAGCAUCCCUUAAGCGAUGGUGGAGAGCCCGGGCUGCAGCCUCCAGCAUCUUUUGGCCCUCUCUGCACCAGCCGCCGUGCCACGUCCCCUCAGAGGCCCAAGCACCAGCCAGCUGCGUCCCCCGUGGUGGUCAGAGCGCCGCCAGCCAAGCCAAAGUCCCCUCCGAGGCCAGCCAAGCCAAGGUCCCCUUCGAGGACUGAGCGCCAGCCGCGUCCCCGUCCAGAGGUCCGACCACCUCCGGCCAAGCAGAAGCCCCCUCAGAAGCCCCCUCAGAAGCCUAAGCAACCAGCACGCAGCAGCCCCAUCAGAGGGCCAGGGGCCAGUCGCGGGGCGUCUCCCACCAGAGCUCCUAGGUUCUGGUAA
This is a messenger RNA of Acomys russatus (golden spiny mouse), 743 nucleotides long. RefSeq names its product myelin associated oligodendrocyte basic protein (gene Mobp). Bases 165 to 743 code for a protein of 192 amino acids. The record is from RefSeq and is a predicted model, not a curated record. NCBI's taxonomy places the organism in Eukaryota, Metazoa, Chordata, Mammalia, Rodentia, Muridae. Gene Ontology annotation, cellular component: cortical actin cytoskeleton. Gene Ontology annotation, molecular function: actin binding; myosin binding. The transcript has 3 exons.